CACUUUACACCCACUUGGAAUCAGUGCAUAACAGUCAAAAACAGUGUCAGUGGGCUCCCCUUUACCAAAUAUAGGUUAUAACAACACUCCGGCUCUCUCCCUCUGUCCUCGGGUUGUACCAUUGCAGGAAUGAAUUUUAACUUGUGCGAUGAAAGCUGGAGAUGAAUACUUCAUCCGUGACCCACAUAAUGGCGAUAUAUGAGGCUCUGUAAGCGGAGCUCCGUCGUGUUGCAGCCGGCUCCUCCGCGGUGAGUUGUCGGUGCUGUGGGGAGCUGUUAGCGGCGCGCCUCGCCUCCUUUCUUCUCCGCCUGGAUCCGGCUCCUCUCUCCAUCUCGCUUCCAGGAAGAGGAGGAGAGGAGGGAGACGGAGAAGCGGCACACACCGAGUGGAGGGCGACGGAGAGGGGAAAAAUAACAGAAUCCAGGCACUGAGGAAUCAUCCAGGGCUUGCUGUCUAGGAUUUCACCUGGAGGGCCUGUGUGAGGCAGCUGACCAUCCCCAGGAGAAGAGACUUCAGCCUGGCCUUUAACUGCUCCGACACUCCCAUCGCUUCACAGCUCCAAUAAAAACCUCCCCCUCACCCUGGGGCCCUGACUCCAGUCUUCCAGCUCUCCCACACCUCCAUAAUUUCAGCUUCACCUGAUCAGUCCACCCUCAAAACUCCUCUUACUCUGGCCCUUCUCCUGCUCUCUCCCUGCCUCUGCGAGUCUCCCCUGGGGUUCUGAGGCCAUGGCGGUACCUUCAGUCCAUGAGUUUCACUGGCAGAGCCUCGCACGACUGCCCAGCGGCCGCGUCUACCACACUCUGUCUGAGGUGGGGGGGCAGAUGUACAUGCUGGGGGGCUGUGAUGCUGCAGGGAGGCCCUGCCCCACUGUGGAGCUCUACUCCCCUGAGGAGGACCGCUGGAUUAACUUGCCCCCCAUGCCCAGUCCUCGAGCAGGAGCAGCUGUAGCAGUCCUUGGGAAACAAAUCCUGGUGGUAGGGGGAGUGGGCGAAGACCAGAGCCCUCUGAAGGUGGUGGAGAUGUACAACACAGAGGAAGGAAGAUGGAGGAAAAGGAGCGCUCUACGGGAGGCCUUGAUGGGAGUUUCCAUCACUGUGAAAGAUGGCCGUGCACUGGCUGUUGGGGGAAUGGGUGCUGACCUGCUCCCGCGUAGCAUCCUGCAGCAGUAUGACCUUCGAAAGGACGUGUGGGCACUCCUUCCUCCCAUGCCGACUCCUCGCUAUGAUGCCAACAUACAUCUGCUGGCCAACAAGCUCUACGUGGCAGGUGGCCGUCAGUGCAAGAGACCAGUGAAGGCCUUUGAGGUGUAUGAUUCAGAGACCCGUUCUUGGACUACACUACCCACUAUGCCUUGUAAACGUUCAUAUGGGGGUGUGAUAUGGGACACAAAUGGAAGGCUGUGUCUCCUCGGAGGACUGCGGCAAGGAGGAGGGCACCAGAGCUCCAAGUUCACCAAAAAUGUCAAUAUUUUUGACACCAAUCAAGCAACGUGGUUGAAGUCAGAGGAGACGGUGCCCAUGAAAACAAAGAGAGCAGACUUCGCCGCAGCCUUCCUGCGUGGGCGAAUGGUAGUAGCAGGAGGCCUUGGUCAUGAGCCCUCCGCCCUGGACACAGUGGACGCCUUUCACCCACAGAAGAAGAAGUGGGAAAAACUGGCUCCAAUGAACUUCCCCCGAUGCUCGACCUCCUCCAUUAUCAUUAGAGACCGCCUCCUGGUGGUGGGAGGAGUCAACCAGGUUCCCAGCUCAGCCAAUGAGAUUCUGUACGUAAAGGAAGAAGAGUAUCUGUAGCCACAUGAACACCAGAUGAAUGCAGCACAUCAGUGAUUCCUCUUCUUCUCUGCAAAUCCUUCCUGAUUCAGACUGUAGUGCAAUAUGUAGGAAGCUUUGAAAACACUGAGAGAUGGAGUCUGGGUGUCUGACUUUCUGAUGUAUUGGAACAUGUAACACUGCCCCCUGCUGGGCUGUACUGACAUCGAGAGCCACGUCUUAGCACACUGAUGCACAAUGGAGGAGCUGGCUCUUUCUUUAUACCAACUCAUGUUUCUUGAUACUUUUGGUAUGUGACACUUCUGCGUUGUACGUUGUAGUGCAUACAUGGAAAAGAACUAUUUUGUAGCUUCUAUGUCUUGUUAUGUAGACGAUACUGUUAUAUGGAUGAACUAACUCAUUGCAUUUGUGCAACUGAUGUGUGAUUUAAUGUCUUUAGUUUUUUCUCUAUUUGUGUUCAGCUUGCCUGAAGAUGCAUAUGUAGAUUUAGUAAUUUAAACAUAAGACUUUUGAAUUAAUUUAAUGACAUGACUGCAAUAUUUGUAUAUUAUUUAAUAACAUUUUGCCAAAAAAAAAACCACCUCACAUGGUAGCUGAUGCUUGAUAAACGGUACUGUAACAGAUAUUGCACUUAAGCAGCGUACACUGAAUGGGGGAUGGCGAUGUUAUUUCUGCUGUGAUUUAUUCUGCAGUAACUCUAGCGAUGAUGAUGUACUACCACUCUUCUACUGUGUAAGUAAACAUUUGUGGGUCUGGUUACAGACAUGAUUUUAUCCAUGCAUACAUGAAAAUAAUCUAUACAGAGAUAAGAUGUCUGUUGUAAACAACAGGCUCCAGUUUGACUCAAACCAUGUAUACAUUUUAUUCUUUGAGCAAUACCAGUUAUCUUCUUUCCGUCUUUAUUUGUGUUGUGCUGUAAAAAUCGUCAGUUAUAUUACAAUGCUUAAGUUUCUUUGUCUUUGUUAAGACAAGGGUAGUCUAUUUAGGGAUAUCAUCUCAAAUUUAUUCAGAGUUCUAGUCAAAUUAUUCCUUCUGUUGUGUUCAUCAAGCAACCAUGCAGUAAAAUAUUCAUCAAUUUCCUCUCUGAGACUUAACCUGAAAAGGAGUCAGUCAUUGGUCUGCCUUUAUCCCUAUUGUGUCAUGCUAUAUUAGGAAUAUAACUGGUCAUAUGCAGUGGAUUAAAUUUGGUUCGUUUGUGUUGCGCUUAUUUACCACUAGAUGGCAGCAGCUGCCAGCAUUACCCAACAAGAGGCAUGCAAUCUUUAGUCAAGUCAUACACUGACAAUGAUAUUAUGGCAUAAACUUUUAGUCAAAUCUUUACUUAAUUUCUUGCAUUAAACAUUUAUUUUUUGGCUGUUUUUCAAAGUCUUAACUUUUGGAUUGAAUACAGAACACUCAAAUGCACAACUAAACUAAGAAAGCCUUACCAUGUUUCUGAAAACAUACUUUAAUUCAUGGCCAUUUCUAUGAUGAUGACUACCAACAAGUCCUUUUUAUUUGACAUUUUCACACAGGGCUAUUAUACUAUGAUUUUCUUUUCAAAUAUUAUGCAAUGAUCAACUCAAAAAGUUUUGUUUCUGGAAAACUGUACAAACUAAAACAUGAAUUAGAGUGUCAUUAAACAUGUGCAGCCCUUGAGCUUACAAUGUGUGAUGCAG
Molecule: messenger RNA, 3430 nt
Organism: Cheilinus undulatus (humphead wrasse)
Lineage: Eukaryota; Metazoa; Chordata; Actinopteri; Labriformes; Labridae
Gene: klhdc8a
Product: kelch domain containing 8A
Exons: 9
Coding region: 729-1793 (354 amino acids)
Molecular function (GO): protein binding
Source: RefSeq, a predicted model, not a curated record